AUGAGCAUCGAGUCAAGCUGUUGUAGUCAAACUGAUUCAAGUGAAAAUGAAACUAUGCAACGAACAAACGAACUGAAUCGAUGUCGUCAAUUAAGAGAUUUACUUGCUCGUCGACCAUCAAUUGCGAUUCUGCUUAAACAAAAAGAAAUGGAACAACAUAAUAAUCCAUGUACAAGAUUUGAACCAAAAUAUUAUCAGCCUGACUAUUGUAAAGAAUGUUCUAAGCAUGAAAGUGCUCAUAAUAAGUCAGAAGAGCCAAAUCUGACAGAAAAAGGAUCAAUUUCAAAGACAAAUAAAGAUACAAGAAAAGGUCAGAUAUCAACAGAAGCUCCCACAUCGAAUGUAGUAUACAAAGCAAGUCAAAAAAAGACCAGAAGCUCAACAAGUGUCAGUGAUUUAAUAAAUUCAGCUGCAGAGCAACUAUUAUCACUACCAGUACCUGCUUCUUCACAAACACUUUCAACAACACAAUCAAUUAAUAGUAAUGAUAAUGAUACCGUAACUGAAGAUAAAAUUCGAAUAUUAUUUUAUCAUGUUGAUGCUAAUCAUGACGGUUAUGUCGAUGAAGACGAAUUUUAUAAUUUAAUGCAAAAAUUAUGUCUAUCCAAACAAAGUCAAAAAUAUAAAUUUGAUAAAAUAAUUAAAAAAGAUGAAACACGAUUAACUUUUGACGAAUUUUAUCGUUUUCUAUUAUCAAGAAUCACUGAUAAACCAAACUUAGAUUCAAAUUUAGACAAGAAACCGAGCGAUGCAUGUCAUACAGAGAAGUUUAAACAAAAGCUUGAACGACAAAUAUCAGACAGAUUAGAAAAUGAUAAAGAUUUUUCAAUCCGAAUGCAAAGUGUAUUAGAAACUAUUGAUUGCAAUGAAAUAUCUGAAUAUUUAGCUCAACGCUGGAUCAACUUCAAUCGUUUUCAAAGACUUGGUGGUGAGUUAGCCGAAGAUAUUUUGCCUGGUGAAUACGAUUUAUAUAAACUAGCAUGUUGUACAAUUGAACCAAAACAUGCUCAAAUACAAAAUGUUCGUUGGUUAUCAUGUUUUCAACCGAAUGUAUCUGGUAUUUGCGCAUUUCCACCUGAGUUUGAUGGAAAAAUUCCAGUUGAUAUAGCAACAAAUGAGCAUUUGUCAUAUUAUGGAUGUUGUUUAGCUAGUAGUGCACAAAUAAAAGUUUCAUUAUCUCAUCGACAUUGUUUACAAGAUUUUAUAUAUAAUGAAAAUUAUGUACAAGAUUAUGUUAAGAACGAUGGACACGGCGGAUUAGAGAUGCAUGGUUUUGCACAUUUGGAUUGUCCAUUAAAUGAUAAUAGUGGUUAUUUUAUAUUAGGAAGAUUCGUUGACAAAAAUAAUAGUGAAUUACAUUUAACAGCAUUUCAUAUACCAACAAAACACACAUUAUACGUUCCACCAAUGACAAUUCAUAGUAAUGAUUAUUUGAAAGGUAGAUGGCGAACAAUGUUAUCUGAUGAAACAAGUAUUGAUCAUGUUAGUCUCUCUCAUCAACACCGAUUAAAUGGACAUGAUACAUACGAACAUUUUACACUCGAGUUUGUUCAAUAA
This is a messenger RNA of Didymodactylos carnosus, 1557 nucleotides long. The record is from the annotation of a GenBank genome assembly. NCBI's taxonomy places the organism in Eukaryota, Metazoa, Rotifera, Eurotatoria, Philodinida, Philodinidae.